This is a messenger RNA of Aspergillus versicolor CBS 583.65, 1167 nucleotides long. RefSeq lists its product as uncharacterized. The transcript has 2 exons. The record is from RefSeq and is a predicted model, not a curated record. The coding region runs from base 236 to 856 and encodes 206 amino acids. NCBI's taxonomy places the organism in Eukaryota, Fungi, Ascomycota, Eurotiomycetes, Eurotiales, Aspergillaceae.
CUGAAACUGUGAUAGGGACCUGAGGUUACAGGUGCCGUGAGCCGCACUAUGGACCAGGUUCCAUUGCAAAGCGACUCGUGAAAUCUAAGCCCUUUUGCCUCUGACCCGUCGUUCGUUAGGUCUCUUCAUUAGGUACCAGUGAAGAUAAAUACCAUCGAACCCCCGCCCCAUUCUUCCCAGAAAAAAUAUAAUUGCAACUCUGUUUUCAAUCUAGAUUAAAGAUUUGUUCCGUACAAUGCGCGCUACACUUCUGACUCUGGCCUUCACGGCCCUCGCUGCUGCUGCCGACGACGCCACAACAACAGUCGGCUUCUUCGGCGGUGGAAAAUGGGAAGACAGUGACGACGAUGAUUCUCUCCCUCUGAUCCCAUCCUACACCUCCAUCGGCGCCUCCGUUGUUGAUGUCAACGCGGUGGAGACCGUCCUCGCCAUCUCCUGCCUCGAGGGCGCCGCCACGGAAUCCUGCUCCAUCAACGACCCUUGGACCAUGACGCAGGGUAUCUCGUCUUUCAGCUGGUACGCCGAGUACACGGCCUUCAACAGAAAUCCGCCUGUCACGGCGACGCUUGACUAUAACUGCGCCUACGAGAACUACACCCUCAGCGCGACUUGCACGUAUAGCAUGAGCUACUCUGGCUCUGCGGACGGCGCGGAGACUUCCACUAGCUUCAGUACCGAGACAUCAUGGGACACUGCAGCGACGUAUGCUGCACUUGAAGUUACCGGAGGGCUGGACAAGUUCAACCAGCCUGAAGCGACUGAGACACCGGAGGGAGGGGCUGGGUUUGCAGGGCCUAUGCAGGCGAUGGUGACUGCUGCACCGGUGUUGGCUGCUGGCCUUCUUGGUAUGCUUUGAGGGAUGAACUAUUCAUUGGCUCCUAAUGUCACGACUGGUCUUUUAUGUAUGAAUUACGGAUUGCCUAGUUCGCGGAACUUUGUACUAGUCAACUGCUUGUAGUUACCUUUUGGCUGAUGCUUAUCAAAUAGUACUUGGUUGUAUUAAGAUCGAGUCUGUUUAGCUUCUGACUAGAAUAGUCCGAGAAUUGAAGACGUCGCCUGCUUGGAGGCAUCCGAAUACGAGAUGGGCACGGCGUAGGCUUGCUUAAUGAGAUGACUUAGGGUUGUUUGCCGGCCUUACAGUGUCAGGCUCCUAGACUGCUCCGCGAC